Messenger RNA from Schizophyllum commune H4-8, 2438 nucleotides. RefSeq lists its product as uncharacterized. The transcript has 7 exons. NCBI's taxonomy places the organism in Eukaryota, Fungi, Basidiomycota, Agaricomycetes, Agaricales, Schizophyllaceae. Gene Ontology annotation, molecular function: FAD binding. The coding region runs from base 472 to 2223 and encodes 583 amino acids. The record is from RefSeq and is a predicted model, not a curated record.
GCAUCCAUCCGUGGGCGCAUUCGUCGUCGACGCUCGCGGCGAGCACAGCGUUUGUAUUUCUCGCAGAUCCCCUGCAGAUCCAUGCAUGACGGCGCCGCUGCGCCUAUUCCCCGUGAAUACAAAGGGUGUGAUAAGAUCUGCUGACCCCCGCCGGAACACGAAUAGGUCCGUUUAGGAACGGCUAGGCACACCCCGCCCUCGUUGACGACGCGGCAAACAAAGUUCAAACCUGGGCCUGGACUCUGCUGCCGUGGACGACGGGGGGCAGGAAAUUUUGCCACAUUCGGCGCGCCUCCGCGAGACACCGACGGACUGGAUCUUCUAUGACGGCGGGCUGAUAUUGGCGAAGAUGGCUUUGUCAAAUCCCCGCGCAGCGCGACCCCGGUCUGUCGACUUGUUUGCCUCUCGCCACCAUCGUCCGCCAGCCUCCCCUUUCCUUCCUUACCGCCUUCCUGACCUCUUUCGACUUCUAUGCCUGAGCCUGAACCGCGCCAUUCGCCUGAAGUGCUCGUCGUCGGUGCGGGGCCCUCCGGGCUCGUCGCCGCGCUCACUCUCCUGCGCAAUGGGGUGCCCGUGCGCAUCAUCGACAAGGCCGACCGACACAGGAUCGGCCAGCGCGGCGCGGGGAUCAUGCCACGCUCCCUUGAGCUCUUCCACCAGAUUGGUGUCGCGGACGAGAUCACCAAGCGCGCAAUUACCACGCCCGUUGUAAAGCUCUACGAAAUGCCUGAGGGCCGCAAAGCGCUGCAGACAUUCGAGAUGUCUCCCGUCCUUGAGCCCACCCCAUCCUGCCCAUAUAUGAACAUCCUCAUGCUGGGCCAGGAUCAUCUUGAGGAGGUCUUGCGAGCAUCGCUUGCCGUCUACGGUGUUUACGCCGAGCUCGACACCGAGUUGGUCGCGAUAUCGCAGGACAAGGAUCGCGCGACCGCAACAAUUGUCAGGCACUCUGGCACUGACAGGGAGCACCGCGAGGUCGUUACCUAUCCCUUCGUCGUCGGCACCGACGGCGCGCGGGGCGUCUGCCGCAAGCUGCUCGGCAUGACCUUCCUGGGCGAGACCCGGAACGUCGAAAACCUGAUCAUCGGCGACAUCAUGGUCGAUGGCCUCGAGAGCAACUACUGGCACAUGUGGGGCGACGCGGCGACGAACAUGGUCAGCCUGCGGCCCACGGAGACGCCGAAUCUCUUCAACUUCAUGCUCGCGGGCAAGGAGGUGAACCACGGCGCGCUGUCAAAAGACGCAGACGGCCUGCGCUCGGCGUUGAUCGCCGGGACAGGAGGGCCGGGUCACCUCACCUUUGGCGAUUUCCACUGGGUGUCGCACUAUCGGCCCAAUAUGCGGAUGGUCGACAAGUUCGGCGAAGGCCGGAUUUUCUUGGCCGGUGAUUCUGCUCAUGUGCAUAGCCCUACAGGUGGCCAGGGCCUGAAUACAGGCAUUCAGGACUCCUUCAACCUUGCCUGGAAAAUGGCCCUGGUGUACAAGGGACUCUCCCCCAUGUCGCUCCUUGACAGCUAUAACGAGGAGCGCCUCCCCGUUAUCGCAGAAAUGCUCAACCAGACCACCACUUUGCUGAAUCAGACAUUCCGGUCAAGGAGACCGGAGUCCGCGGCUUGGAUCAAGGGUGGUAGCCUUCUCCAGCUUGGCGUCAACUACCGCUGGAGUUCGAUCAUCCUCGACGAACAGCAAAAAGACUACGACCUUGAGGAUAUCGACGAGCUUGACGAAUUUGACGAGGAAGAGGAUGCCGAGGAACAACUCGCGGAGCAGCGGCGGCAAGCCGUUGAUUCUUAUGGGGUUGGCUUCGAUGGGCAGCUUCGCGCAGGGGAUCGCGCCCCGGACGCGCCCGACCUCUCGGAUACGCAGUCUUCUGACGAGCACGGCCCGCUGGUCUCGCACACCCUCUUCGACCUCUUCAGCGCUUCCCAUCACACCGCCCUCAUCUUCCUCAGCUCACCCGAGCAGUCAUAUCAGUCCGUCAUCAAGGCGCUGCGGCAGCAGCCCAGGGACACCGUGCGGAUAGCGGUCAUCAUCCGGAGCGGGGCGCUUGCGCCUCACGUCCAUGGAGUACAGUACGUGCUCGAGGACGAUCUGGACCACGCGUUCCGAGCGUACACCGUCUCGGGCGGGUGCGAUACGGUCAUCGUCCGGCCAGAUGGCAUGAUAGGUGGUAUCGUGCGCGGCGCCGAGGGCGUCAAGCGGUACUUCCGCAAAAUCUUUGCAUGAAAGCCUUGUACUUCUACAGUGCUAUCCCAUCCACCGUCGCGGUCUCACUAUCUAUCGGUAAUAAUACUAAUACUGUUGCAUCGUAAGUAAGUUCAAGCACAUACCUGUAACUGCACAUACACGAUUAGAAGCGGACUAUACAUCUUCUCUGAGCGAUGUUCUGUACUUCUGAGCUCGCCUGGCUAAUUCGAAUCGGCGGGAUCGAUUAUCAUGCC